UUAGUGAUGUAUACACUAAGUUGUUUUUUAUUCCCACACACUGACAUUCCUAAAAGCUGAAAUACUACUACAUUCAUCACCCCCUUUAUUUAUUUUCCAAACUGUACUUGCAUUGAAUAAAUUGUAAUUUAUAAAGAAUGAAUGCAUAUGUCAGAAAAUAUCUAGAUGAGCUUAAUCAACUUUGUUCUUCAGAGUAAUAAGUAGUAACAUGUAAGUUGUAUUCCAGUUAUCAACAAUGGAAGCAACCCCAUCCUUUCGAAGGGUGCCAGGGUCCAAGGACCUGCUCCUCCAGCACACGCCCGAAGCUGCCAGUGUCUCCGCUGCCACUAAGGCGGCCACUGUGCGCUUUGUGGCAAAGGCACCGGAAGAGGUCCGGAGCGAUGCCGUGGCCCAUGUCGUGUCGCAGGGAGGUGACCCCGGGAACAGCAUGCUGGUCCUCAGCCAGAGUACCGUGCAGUUUGGUAAGUACCGGGGUCAAACCUUCCAGUGGCUCCUGGCAAACGACAUGGGCUACGCUGUGUCCCUGGUGACCAGCCACCAGAGGGAGCGGGAGGGUGACAGCUCCAUGUCACCCUACAUGGCGAACAAGGACGCCCUGACCAGCUACGCCUGUGCUUUCCCUGAUGUUGCCUCGGCUGUCAGGGACCGGAGAGCACAGGACGUAGCCCGGCUGCACUCCUCCCAGCCCGGUCAGGAGGACCUGCGCCUUGUGGCCUUUGGGGUGCACAAGGACCUCGCCUGGAGGGAUCUGUAUGAGGCUACGGACAAGGAGAAGAGAGGCUACGUCAAAUGGCUCCGGCGUCAAACACCCCGAACCGGAACGCAGAUGGAGGCGUUGCAGAAAUACAUCCUGCGGCGAGACCAGGAGUCCCGGUCCCCAGCGUCGUCACAGGCUGGGUCUUCGCAGGCUGUCCCCACGCAACUUGCGCCCUCUCGGCCUGCUUCCCCUCGGCCUGGGACCUCGCAGCCGUCCCCGACCCCUGCGCGGUCGCCACUGGCGAGCAGCCUCCAUUUGCGUCCGAGGACGCCGAAGGUCGUGCCUCGUGCACCUUCAGCUCAAGGGGUGUCCAAGCGCCAGCCAGCUUCGCCUGCCUUCUGGGAGGAGGUCACAGAUACGGAGCUGGUUGCCAUCUGCGACGUAGCCCCUCCCACUAACGACUGAGUUCCUUGAACGUGGUAAGGUAGGUCUUGGUGACAGACCCUGUGUCUUCACUGUACAUUAAAAUCGCAUCACUCUCUGCCCUUUUUCACUCUCCUGGCUGACUGCCCUGCACAAUGCGAAUGACUCCUCUCCCACCUCGGAUUGCCCCUCCAUCCUUUCUCACAUUACGCACUCGUGGAUUGCUUGCAUGUUUUUAGUGGUGUUGUAGUUUGUGGCACAGUAGAUUUUAAUGCAAAUCACUACAGCAUGCUUGCUUGCUUGCUUGCUUG
This is a messenger RNA of Acipenser ruthenus (sterlet), 1431 nucleotides long. RefSeq lists its product as uncharacterized. The coding region runs from base 236 to 1162 and encodes 308 amino acids. NCBI's taxonomy places the organism in Eukaryota, Metazoa, Chordata, Actinopteri, Acipenseriformes, Acipenseridae. The transcript is spliced from 4 exons. The record is from RefSeq and is a predicted model, not a curated record.